This is a messenger RNA of Bipolaris oryzae ATCC 44560, 1761 nucleotides long. RefSeq lists its product as uncharacterized. The transcript is spliced from 3 exons. Gene Ontology annotation, molecular function: oxidoreductase activity. The record is from RefSeq and is a predicted model, not a curated record. Gene Ontology annotation, biological process: carotenoid biosynthetic process. Bases 1 to 1761 code for a protein of 586 amino acids. NCBI's taxonomy places the organism in Eukaryota, Fungi, Ascomycota, Dothideomycetes, Pleosporales, Pleosporaceae.
AUGGGAGACUACAAGGCAGCGAACGCGACAGGCCCGAGCGUUGUUAUCGUCGGCGCGGGAGCUGGCGGUGUAGCCCUCGCCGCGCGUCUGGCCGCUGCAGGCUGCAAAGUUACGGUUGUAGAGAAGAAUGAGUUUUCCGGUGGACGCUGCAGUUUGAUUCACCGUCGAGGAUAUAGAUUCGACCAGGGCCCGAGCUUACUGCUUCUACCUCGCUUUUUCCACGAGACGUUUGAGGAUCUGGGGACUUCGCUCGAGGGAGAAGGGGUGAAGCUGGUUAAAUGCGAUCCGAAUUACAAGGUGCAUUUUCAUGAUGAUACAGCGUUUACGCUGUCGACGGAUAUUUCCGUCAUGAAAGAAGAGAUUGAGCGGUUUGAGGGCACGGCGGGGUUUGAGCGCUAUCUAUCUUUUCUGCAGGAGAGCCAUCGCCACUAUGAGGUUUCAGUCAUUUAUGUCCUAAGGAGAAACUUUUACUCGUUGCUGAGUAUGGCGCGGUUGGACUUUUUGGCGCACCUGAUUGAGCUGCAUCCGUUUGAGAGCAUCUGGUACCGGGCGAGCAAGUACUUUUGGACAGAGAGGCUGAGGAGAGUAUUCACGUUUGCGAGUAUGUACAUGGGUAUGAGUCCGUUUGAUGCGCCGGGGACGUACAGUUUGUUGCAGUAUACCGAGCUAGCGGAGGGUAUCUGGUAUCCAAUUGGUGGUUUCCACAAGGUGAUUGAGAAACUUGUGGAUGUAGGUCAACGUCUAGGCGUCGAAUACAUGUUCGACAGUCCUAUCAGCAAAAUUACACUAUCAGAAGAGGGAAAGCGCGCAACAGGCAUCGAAUUCGAAGACAAAAGCAAAGCACCCCUAACAGCAGACAUAGUCGUCUGCAACGCCGACCUAACCUACGCAUACAACCACCUCCUCCCCGCAUCUUCCAUGUCGCGCUCUCUCCUCAAACGCGAAGCCUCCUGCUCAAGCAUAUCCUUCUACUGGGCACUAGACCGCCAAUUCCCCGAACUCAGCGCACACAACAUCUUCCUCGCCGAGGAAUAUCGCGACAGUUUCGACAGCAUCUUCAAAAAGCACCUCAUCCCCGAUCAACCCAGCUUCUACGUCAACGUGCCCUCGCGCGUAGACCCCUCCGCUGCACCUCCAGGUUGCGACUCCAUCGUCGUCCUUGUGCCAGUCGGCCACCUCCAAGACUCCAGCACAAACGCUCACAAAGGCUCCAAGCAUACCGCGGGUCUCACACAAGACUGGGACUCGAUGGUCGCAUCCGCCCGCGACACCAUCCUCCGCACCAUGGAAGCCCGCCUGAAAAUCAACCUCGCACCCCACAUCGUCGACGAAGUAAUCAACACCCCUCCCACCUGGAAGACGCGCUUCAACCUCGAUCGCGGCGCCAUCCUAGGCCUCAGCCACUCCUUCUUCAACGUCCUGAGUUUCCGCCCCAAAACAAAACACUCAAGCAUCAACAACCUCUACUUUGUGGGUGCGAGCACGCAUCCCGGAACAGGCGUCCCCAUUGUGCUUGCUGGUGCGAAAAUCGUAACAGAACAGAUUCUCGCGGGGCUGGGCCAGGAACAUAGGAUUCCCUGGGCCAAAGCGAAGAUUGAUCGAAGAGCGGCGUCGAAUAGUCCCCUGGAUACAGUGCAGCAUGGGCCGUAUUUGAGUUGGCUGGUUUGGAUUUUGAUUAGUGUUUUUAUGACGGUCGUGGCGAUGGGUGGGAUGGGAUCGUGGCGGUAUCAGGGGGGAGAGGGAUUGAAGAGGGAUUGGUAA